AUGGAAAAUGACGGUAAUCGAACAUUAUUUCAUGAUUUAAAUUAUGUGUUUGGAACUAUUGGAACUGUUUUAUGGGGAUUUCAACUACUACCUCAAGUCCACAAGAAUUGGCGUAAUGGAUCAACUAAAGGAAUAGACAUGCUUGGAGCUGCUUUUUCUGCAACAAGUUUAGGUGAAUAA
Cetraspora pellucida is the source of this 180-nucleotide messenger RNA. NCBI's taxonomy places the organism in Eukaryota, Fungi, Glomeromycota, Glomeromycetes, Diversisporales, Gigasporaceae. The record is from the annotation of a GenBank genome assembly.